AUGAUCUAUUCAUCUGUUUCAGACACCAGCCCGGGAAUACCUGUACAACAGGCACAGCAUGGACAGCUCCAGUUGACAGGAAUUUUGGAAGGACUUGUUCCAUUCCCUGGUUUAAAAGCCACUACGGUGAAUAAAAGUGCAAAUCCCAGAAGGAAACGCAACGUGUUGUUUCCCAGUGGAGUUAAAGUUUGUCCGCAUGAAACUGUUCAACAGGCAAUAACAAACCAUUUGAAAUAUUUCAAACUCGGAGUGUGCCAAGAAACUGUGUGGGAGGCGUUUAAGAUCUUCUGGGACCGACUGCCUGAAUGGGAUGAGUACCGGCGCUGGACGAAGCUCUGUGAGGACGGGACCAUGAGCGUGUUUGAAAUCGGCACCAGCUUCAGUCAGUCUGAGGAGCAUCUUCUUCUGGUCCGGAACAUCACAAACGAGAUCGAAGAUGUCACAGAGAGGCCAGUGAGGCCAGUUGCAGAGCAGGUGGUGGAGCUCAGUAUUCAGCUGACAGGAGAGAGUUACAGCGAGGAUCUGGAGAACCCUGACAGCGUCCGCUUCCAGGAACUCACUAAGCACUUCAUCUACGAGAUUCAAAAUGCGUUUCAAAGGUUGCCAGGGUUCAAGAGUGUGAAUGUGAUUGAAUUUAGGCAGACACAGGACCCAGAGAGUGUUAAUGCAGUGGUGGUACAUUAUGGAGUGAUCUUUGAAGUGGGUACUGGGGGAAUCAGCAACGAGACCCUGGACUUUAUUAACCUGCACUCCAACAAGGUAGAGGAGCCCUACCCAGAGCCAGAAGAGAGCCCCACUGUGGUUUACACCGUCACUGACCUCCGCAAUUACAUCGCUGAGGCCCUCAGGAAGGAAACCAUUAUUGGAAAUGCAACUUUAGCUGUGGAUCUGGACUCUCUUCAGCUUGCAAAUGGUGACAUCCACUUUGACAAUAUGCACGCCAAUGACCUGUGGGUGGAGUCACAUACUUCUUUUGCUGAUAAGAAUGAUGUCAUAGUGCUGGAGGAGAGCCCCACUUCUGCAUCCCCGUUACUCACAGACCCAAUUACCACAGAGCCCACCUCAGGAGUAGACAGUUCUGUCAUUACAUCCCGGCCAGGCACAGAGGAUUCUGAGAAUAUAGAAGAAGAGGGCUUCCUGUUUAUUCUGAAGACACCCACAUCCAGUCCAGAGAAGGUAACCCCAAACACUGUGCUCAACAUUGAACAUCCAACCACUGUUGCUCCAUCUCCUGCAACUACCCAAGCUGAAGGACUAGCUGUACCCACAUCCGUGACAGGAACCCUGGUAACAGUAGCUCCGGAAAGUGGAUUAAGUGAAGGGGCAGAAAUCACAGGGUCCUAUACCCAUACUGCCCUUCCAAACCAGAAACCAGAGGUUCUGCUAAAUAUAGCAGAUGAGAUUCCCCUACCUGACAGCACACAUUCCACAACAAAACCUGCCUCUGAAAGUGAAAGUGACACUGAAAGUAACACAGACGUACCAGCCAUUGUGUCACCCUCACCAGAUCCUCCCACAUCUUCGUCAGUCGACAAAGCUUUGAUUGUUACAACAGAAAGACCAGUGGUGGUCUCUCUGUCACAAUAUUCCACCACACCUUUUUCUUCAGAUGAAGCUUUAGCAGUUGAAACAGAAAGUCCAGUCAUAGUGUCUUCAUUGCAAGAUCCUACCACACCUUCUUCAAUGAAUGAAGCAUUAGAAGUUGAAACUGAAAGUCCAGUCAUGGUGUCCCUAUCUGACCAUCCUACCACGCCUUCUUUAUCAGAUGAAGCUUUGGUAGUUGCAACAGAAAGUCCAGUCAUGAUGUCUAUGUCUCAAGAUCCUAUCACACCUUUAUCAUUUGAUGAAGCUUUACUAGCAACAACAGAAAAGACAGCCAUUCCAAGCAAUCAGUUAGUUGAAGAAGGAUCUGGUUCUGGGUUCUUCCACUCUGGACAAGAGCCGGGCCCUGAUGUUUGGCCUUGGGUUCCUGUGACACCUGACCUUAUUUCCUUGUUAAGUACAAACGAGGAACCCAAAGAGGAGUUCAUUCCUGAUUACAUCAUUGAUCCCCCAGAUUUUGUGGAUGAGAAUUUUAACGAUGUCACGCCAAUAACUGAUUCAUAUAUUGAUUAUGAACUGCCAAACAUUGUAUUUAUUGAUGACAGAACACUCAGUGAGGACCUAGAUAUGCAAAAAGAGCUUUUGGACAGAACUAUUGCCACUGAGAAUAUAAGGAAUAAGCCUCACUAUACCCCCACUGAUGUAGCCCCUGUUUUUUUGACAAUGGAGACAUUAACAGUGGCGCUCUCCAUGCAGACCUCAGAGGCCUCUGAUAGUUAUGACUACUAUAUGAGUGAGCCAACCAUCCCAAUCACUGAUAAUGCUCUCCCUAAUGUUCUGGAGGAACACACUACCAUAGCUUAUGUAUUUGAAGGACCAUCUACUAGGGGGCAACAAUUUGUCACUGUUGGGGAUACAUUUAGCAAUGAGGAAUUAUUGGAAGUGGUGCCAACAACAGAGCUGACUACUACAGAGAAACUUCCAGCACAGUCAGUCGCCAUGGGUCCCAUGGUCACCUCACAUCCUACUCCAGAGGAACCACUCACAGAUCUGUUUAAUAGAAAGGAGGAAGAAACAAAUUCACCCACUCUUACCCAACCAGUUACAGAGACAUCUACAUUAGGGAUAUACAUGGGAAACACAAUUACAGAAACAUUCACAGCUGGGGAAGCCAUUGUAGGACAGAGCACAAAGGAGCAACCUCUCAUAGCGCCAUUCAAUGGAGAUGAAGACCAAGGCGAACAGGUCACAGUCACAGAAUCACCCGUAACAGGCAAUCCCACCAUCGAUAUCUCAAAAGAAAAUCAACCAGCAUUGGAUUUGUCUGACGCGCAUACUCUUGCUGUAGACUUGACAAGCAAAGAGACACCAGUCAUGGAGUUAUUUAGCACUGUACAACCCACCACAGAGUCCCCCAAAGAUGAAUCACUUUUCACUAAACACUCAGCCAUUCCACCACCAAAUGUAGAAUCUGCUACCAUGCUGCCUGUGCUAACGGAACCGGCAGCUACAUUCCAGUACGUACCUGAACAAACCUCACUGUUCAUACCAGAUGAAAUGCCUACAGCAGAUAUUGUGUUUGUGGAAAUUGCAAAUGAGCCAGAGGACAUUACUGAGCAACUCGAUGUAGCUCAUACCCCUAGCCAUCCUGUGACAGAAAUUUCCAUUCAUAAAGAUGACAGCAAUGAAGUGUAUCCAUUUACUACAAUGUCUCCCUUGCUGCAGUCAACUACUGAACCCACUGGUGACCUAAUGGUAAUAUCAGUGUCAUCUACUAAGAAUCCCACCCAGCCACAGCUACCAGUGAUUCCUGAUGAAAAUGAGGAUAUCGGUACGGCAGUGCUGGGAAUACAGACAUACAGACCAGCAAGACAAGACAUUACUGACCUUGAUCACCCUGACCUGGUCUACCACCACACUGGGGUUAGUCUUAUAGAGGAGGAGAGCAGUGGGAAAACAGCAGUUAAUGUACAUGCUACAGACAUGGCAAGUGUGGCCAAGUCUACAAAUGGAAACAUUACUCUGCCAACACGGGCGCUGGUGGUUUUCUUCAGCCUUAGAGUGACGAACAUGAUGUUCUCUGAAGAUCUGUUUAAUAAAAGCUCUCCUGAGUACAAAGCUCUUGAGCAACGAUUCCUGGAACUGCUGGUUCCUUACCUGCAGUCCAACCUCACCAACUUCCAAAACCUUGAGAUCCUCAACUUCAGGAAUGGCAGCAUAGUAGUGAACAGUCGAAUGAAGUUUGCUAAGCGGGUACCCCGCAACGUUACAAAUGCAGUCUACGUAAUUCUGGAGGAUUUCUGCAAUACUGCCUAUCAAACCAUGAACCUUGCCAUUGACAAAUACUCCCUGGAUGUGGAGUCGGGAUAUCAGGCUGACCCGUGUAAGUUCCAGGCCUGCAAUGAGUUCUCCCAGUGCUCAGUAAACCGCUGGUCGGGGGAUGCGGAGUGCGUCUGCAACAUUGGCUAUUUUAGCGUCGAUGGGCUGCCUUGUCAGAGUAUCUGCGAGCUUCAACCGGACUUCUGUCUGAAUGAUGGAAAAUGUGACAUCAUCCCAGGCCAAGGAGCAAUCUGCAGGUGCCGUGUUGGUGAGAACUGGUGGUACCGCGGCGAGCACUGUGAGGAGUACGUCUCUGAGCCCCUGGUGGUGGGGAUUGCCAUUGCCUCGGUGGCUGGCUUCUUGCUGGUCGCUUCUGCUGUCAUCUUUUUCUUGUCUAGGACCCUGCGUGACCAGUACAGCAAGAAUGACAUAGAGGAGCCUGUCGGUUUCUCUUGUGUUGGUAACAGGUUCGGAGACAGCCUGGAGUCCAUGGAGAAGGCAGUGAAAUACAACCCCAUGUAUGAGAGUGAUGCCACCACGGGCUACAGUCACUACUACAGGCGCUACCCGCAUAUUCCUUCAAACAGCUCAGCAAGUGCUGACGCCUCCACAGACUUCAGCAGCGAGGAGAUCCGACACAUCUAUGAGCAUAGCGAGCUCACCAAGGGGGAAAUUCAGGACAGAAUACGAAUAAUCGAACUGUAUGCCAAGGACAGGCAAUUUGCUGAGUUUGUACGGCAGCAUCAAAUUCGGGCUUUGGAUGUCAGACGAGGAAGCCCUUCCAGUUAGUAGCUCGGCAAGUAGCUGUACAAAACAAGGAAAAAUGAGGGGAGGGAUGAGCAAUGCUGUGUAAUGUAAUGUUUCUGCUGCCAUGACCACCAGAUCAAGGCCAUUGUUAUAGAAUGUCUAGCUCUGAAGUGUUUGUGUAUUUUGUUCAAUUUUGUCCAGUUUUGUCUAAAUCCAUUAAGAAAAAUUGACUAAUGUUGCUCACCUGGUGAAUGAUACAAAAACAUUAAUGAAUUUUAUGUAUAUGUUUUUAUUUAUGGAGUGAACAUGAUUUGAAUUGCUAUUUUUUAAAUGUGUGUUAUUCGUGCUCUUUAAUAUUGCAGCCGUUACAUUUCUUUUUUAUAGUAUUUCAUGAUGGUUUCUACACAUGUUGUGUACUUUCCCCCUAUUGCAAGACUUCUAGGACAUCCCUGCUUUAAAGCAUUAGAGGUUAGAAAUGGUGGCCCAUGUGUGUAAAUGAUCCUUCAUGAGUGCAGCCUGUUAGUGCAUUCAUCUGGUUCUACAGCAAGAGCUGGCAUACUUAGUGUUGGUCUGUCAGGGUCCUCCACAAGGGACAAUCUCACCACUACAUAAAUGGAUACCAGUGGAUUUGAAUCUUGAAAAAUUCUUAGCACAAAAGGAUUUUAAU
Messenger RNA from Polyodon spathula (Mississippi paddlefish), 5275 nucleotides. RefSeq names its product interphotoreceptor matrix proteoglycan 2-like. Gene Ontology annotation, biological process: visual perception. Gene Ontology annotation, molecular function: heparin binding; hyaluronic acid binding. The record is from RefSeq and is a predicted model, not a curated record. NCBI's taxonomy places the organism in Eukaryota, Metazoa, Chordata, Actinopteri, Acipenseriformes, Polyodontidae. The transcript is spliced from 15 exons. The coding region runs from base 1 to 4650 and encodes 1549 amino acids.